Messenger RNA from Tremella mesenterica DSM 1558, 369 nucleotides. RefSeq lists its product as uncharacterized. Lineage: Eukaryota; Fungi; Basidiomycota; Tremellomycetes; Tremellales; Tremellaceae. The transcript has 4 exons. Bases 1 to 369 code for a protein of 122 amino acids. The record is from RefSeq and is a predicted model, not a curated record.
AUGUCCGACUCUAACGAACCUUCCAAAGUUAACGGUCAAAUCAACUCCCUCGUCGGGUCAGCCAAAGAACUCGUCGGUAACGCCAUCGAAGCUGGCUACCAAGCUGUAGGGGGUUCAACCGAACCGUCUUCUUGGACCACCACUGGUCAGAAGCAGCAUGCUGAGGGGGAAGCCGAGAUUACGGCGGCCAAGGCAGAAGGUUAUGUCGAGGGAGUCACUGACCGUCUCACUGGCAAGAAAGAUUCCAUUGUGGGUGCCGUCACCGGCGAUAAAGCCCAACAGCUUUCUGGAAAUGCUCAACACGACAAGGGUCACGCCCAGAUGGAGAUUAACAAACGUCAGUUGUCUUUUGCCUUUCCCUCCGGCUGA